Molecule: messenger RNA, 6455 nt
Organism: Dreissena polymorpha
Lineage: Eukaryota; Metazoa; Mollusca; Bivalvia; Myida; Dreissenidae
Product: protein O-mannosyl-transferase TMTC2-like
Exons: 12
Coding region: 48-2570 (840 amino acids)
Biological process (GO): protein O-linked glycosylation via mannose
Cellular component (GO): endoplasmic reticulum membrane
Molecular function (GO): protein binding; mannosyltransferase activity
Source: RefSeq, a predicted model, not a curated record
UCGUCCCAUGUCACAUUCGCUCAGAACGAAGCCGGUUGUCAGUCAAUAUGGAUGUCCAAAUUUGUGUCUCAAGUUUUUUAGCAUUAGUGCUUUAUAUGAACACAUUGGAUGCAGAUUUUGCAUACGACGACAGCCGAGCUAUAGUGAAGAAUCAAGACCUGGAACCAAAGACGCCAAUAAUCAACAUAUUCUACGACGACUUUUGGGGGACACCGCUCACAAAAAUAGCCUCCCACAAGUCGUAUAGACCAAUAUGUGUUCUCUCGUUCAGACUCAACUAUUACCUAGGGGCAUUAAACCCUUGGGGAUACCACCUGGGAAAUGUCAUCCUCCAUGUCAUAGUGACAGCACUGUUUACAAAAUUAUCGCGGACAUUGUUAAAGCACUCGUUUCCAACCCUAGUGUCUGGCGUUUUAUUCGCGUCACAUCCCGUGCACACAGAGGCAGUGGCAGGCGUCGUAGGUCGAGCUGACAUAGGGGCCUGUUUUUUCUUCCUACUUGCAUUGCUAAGUUACAUGAAAUAUGUGAAACUGCGAGACACAUUGCAUGAUCCAGGUGGUGGGGACAGUGGAUCUAAGAGAUUUGUGUUCUUUAUUGGGACCGCAGUUUUGACAACUGCGAGUCUGUUGACUAAAGAACAAGGUGUGACAGUCCUAGGGGUGUGUGCAGCAUAUGACCUUUUUGUGCAUAAUAAAAUGAAAAUUCCUCAUAUUCUGCAGUUCUAUAAAAAGGAUGAAUGGCGGCGAGCUAUGGAAGGUUUCUUCCUGUUAGUCAUUGUGCUGGUAACCCUGGUUGCGUUCCGCAUGUAUUUCAUGGGCAACACUCCACCCGAGUUUGCCCCGUCAGACAAUCCUGCCUCGGAUUCCGACAGCUUCCUAACUAGAACCCUCACCUAUUUCCUAUUGCCAGCGUUGAACGUCUGGAUUUUGCUUUGCCCUCGAGUGCUUAGUUUUGAUUGGUCGAUGAGCUCAAUACCGCUAGUUGAAAGUGUCUCAGACUACAGAAAUAUUUUUACAUUGACAUUUUACACCAUUCUGGCAUAUUUUGUGUUAACUAUUUUAAAUUUUAUUCAUUCGCAUUCCGAAGAUAAAGUGUGCAUGAAUGGUAAUGGCCACUCAGGUCAUGGGACGUUACACGGGAAAUACUCGGCGGGAAAACAAAAACAAUAUAGCCGACAAUCUUCGUUGACUGAUCAAAAUGUCUCAACUACAAAUAGUCAUUCCCCAACAGUCUCAUCACAUUCCAUAGACGUUUUAAUAUUCUCAGCAGCGUUGAUGGUGUUGCCGUUUGUUCUAGCUACAAAUUUAUUUUUCUACGUAGGCUUUGUCAUAGCGGAGAGGGUUUUAUACAUUCCAAGCAUGGGCUUUUGCAUGCUUAUUGCUCACGGUGUACAUAUUAUUUAUAAGCGUUAUGAUCAAGAUGGUCUCAAACAAAAAUGUGUAGUCUUAGCAACAGUGUUCCUUGUACUGAUGAAUUCUGGGAAGACGGUUGUUCGGAAUCGUGACUGGGCAUCUGAGGAAAUGCUGUAUACAUCUGGGAUAGCGGUCAAUCCACCUAAAGCCUGGGGAAACCUAGCGAACAUUUAUAACAACCAGGGACGGAUCACAGACGCUGAGACGGCUUAUAGAAACGCCCUAAAGUACCGCCCUAACAUGUCAGAUACGCAUUAUAACCUAGGGAUCCUAUUACAGAACCAGAAGCGUUAUAAAGAUGCUAUAGACAGCUACAACAAGGCUAUAAGCUUUCGUCCAAACCUCUCCAUGGCCCAUUUGAACCUGGGUAUCCUGCUGGCCCAGCUUGGGGAUAAGAAACAGGCUGAACAGGUGUACCGCCACUGUGCAGAUCUGGACACCAGCAAGCUGAAGGACCCUCGCCUACACGAGAGCACCAAGAUCUCCUGCCUAUACAAUCUGGGCAGACUCUACAAUGACCAGAAACAAUUUGAGGAUGCCAUGAGGGUUUUUGAGGAAGCUCUUCAAAGAAGACCUGACCAUUACGCCCCACAGUCCAUAUACAAUCUCUAUGGUGAGACACACUUCAACAUGGGAAAUCAUGUCGAAGCUGAACGCUAUUUCAAGAAGGCCCUGCAAGCCAAACCAGACCAUAUACCUGCACAUCUUACUAUGGCCAAACUUUUCCAUAAACAAGGCAAGAAUGAGGAAGCAGAGAGCUGGUUCUUGAAGGCCAAGCAUCUUGAUCCCUCUGACAACACCGUGUACCAGCACUAUGCUUUGUUCCUGGGUGAAGUGGGCAGACUGACAGAAUCAGCCUCUCUCUAUAAAGACAUACUGGAGAAAGAUCCAGAAAACUUUGAGAUGAUUUUCAAUGCAGCCAAUGUGCUACGCCAAGUUGGUCAGAACGGCGAUGCAGAAAAAAUGUUCAUAAAGGCAACACAACUUCGACCAGAGGAGGCCACAGCACAUAUGAAUCUGGGUGCCAUGUACCACAUCAACAACAAACUGACAGAAGCAGAGAAGAGCUACACACGAGCCCUAGAGUUGAAACCAGGAGAUAGAACUACGCAAGAGAACCUCGCCAAGUUGAAGACUCUGAUGAGCUCUAAACAUUAAGGCAAUUAGAGGUGACUGCUUGAUAAAGCAGAACAAUUAAGUUUAGAAGUUUCAUGUUUAGUAUGAACUUCCAGUCCUGUUGAAAUGGAAAAAAGGAGUUCAUUUGUAUCUUGUGGUUAAAUUGAGUAAUUCAAUUCAGUUCAUUUGCAUGUUCAGCUUGUCGUGGAUAUGGUCAGGUGGUUUUCUUAACUAAUGGUAAUGUUUAUACAAGAAUGGCUGCAGAUUAGUAUGGUCAUUCAAUGUCUGUAUUACCAUAGGGGUAUCAAGAAGGGUAAGCCUUGUAUGUGCAACUAAGGAUGAUUACUUAUAUGGCAAAAUAAAUUGAAACAUGCAUUUAAAGCAUAAUGAACAACCAUCAUCCCUUAAAGUGCGAUGUUUAUUUAGGUGAUACCUAAUUUUGCCUUUAUUGAUACACGAGCCUUACAAAUUGAUUGUUAUUGUUUGUGUCCAUGAUUUUGAGAAAAUUUGACUUUUCAUUAAAGCAAUAUAUUUAACCUGUGAUCAUGGAUCAUCUCACUUUUAAUUAACCAUUAGGCUGUUAGUUAAAUAUUAUUUCAUAUAAAAUCAUUCUCUUUAAUAUCACUUUUGGGGAUAAUAUUGGUCUCAAAUAAAUUAUAUGUGAUAAAAUGUUAUGGAGGUAUAUAUCUGUAAUUGUGUAUAUUCUUUUGGUCAAGAAAUAAUAUGAGAACAUGCAAUCAAUUAAACAAGAUAACUGUUAAUGAAGUAAUCAAGAAAUAUAGUUGUGAGGGAAACAAAAAUGUUUUGAUAAAAGUUGGAGCAUAAUAAUUUAUUUAGGGUGUACAUGUACAUUGUAUUUCAUUACACAAUAUUUCAGUUAGUAGAGAACUUUAUCAGCAAUAUUCAUAUAUCAUGCAGUGAUUAUAGUGUUGUUGCAAUUUUAUAAUAGAUAUCAUGAUUUUAAGCAAUGUAUUGUCUGCAUUUAGUUAAAGCCACAGGCAACACUUUAAAUGAAUUGUAGUUGACUUUGCCAAAAUUCAAGUUCUUUGUGCUAGACAAUCACUAAAGUAUGAUAUGUUUGUAAACCAUAUAGAUUUUAAAAUUCCUUUGUUGAUUUUAAUAAUGACAGAGAUUUUUUUUAAAGUGCUUUGAAUAGGGAAUGUUCUGAAGUCUUGUUUAGUUUCAUUAACUUUCAAAAUUGUCUUUGAUUUUGUUGUGACAAGUAAUGUUGGAUUGUCAUUACCUUUAACUUAUGUCAUGACCUUGAGCUGAAGAUUUUCUUAAGAUGUUGAAAAGCUGUGAAGUGAAGCGAGGCCUUAUGCCGGCCAUUCAUAGUCAUUUAUUGUAUUCAGAUGUAGCAUGAAUGAUUUUGUUGUUUUAUUUGGAAGAUGCAUGGAAUCUCAGAAUGAAAUAAUUCAACUAUGUGAAUUAUUGUGAAUAAAAUUUGGACAAUAUUUUUUAUAUGAUUCAAGUCAUUGUUAUUGUUGGUAUGAUAAUGUUUGUUGCAUUCAUUAAAGUUUCAUGUAUAAACAAUUGUAAUCUGCAAUACUUGGAUAUGAAAAGUAAAAGGUAUUUUGUUCUAAAGCUGAGACAAUAGAUAUCACAAGAUGGCAAUCAAUUUAGCAUUCCUGUAAUAUUAUUAUUGAGUAAAAAGUUACCUAUUAUUGAUAUUUAAUAUAUAUUUCUUUAAAAUUUGCUCAUUUCUGUAUUUGAUUGUUUGUUACUUUGAUUUUGUUCAAGUAUCUCUUAAGUGAUAAUUGGUAACAUUCCAAUAGGUGUUUACAUGAUGCAUUAAUGUCUGUAUUUUUGGUUUGUUGUUGCCUAUGCUGUUAUUAUGCUCCCCCGAAAUUUAAUUUGUGGGGAGCAUAUAGUCGCCGCUUCGUCUGUCUGCCCGUCUGUGCACAAUUUUUGUCCAGGCUAUUUCUCAGCAACUAAUGACCGGAAUUCAAUGAAACUUUAUGGGAAGCUUCACUACCAAGAGGAGAUGUGCAUAUUAUCAGCGGGUUUUGGUCGGAUGAUUUUUCACAGAGUUAUGGCCCUUUGAAAUUUUCCAUUAACUGUACAUAUAGUGCAAUUUUUGUCCGGGCUAUUUCUCAGCAACUAAUGACAGGAAGUUAAUGAAACUUUAUGGGAAGCUUUACUACCAAGAGGAGAUGUGCAUAUUAUCAGUGGGUCCUGGUCGGAUGAUUUUUCACAGAGUUAUGACCCUUUGAAAUUUUCCAUUAACUGUACAUAUAGUGCAAUUCUUGUCCGGACUAUUUCUCAGCAACUUAUGACCGGAAUUCAAUGAAACUUUAUGGGAAGCUUCACUACCAAGAGGAGAUGUGCAUAUAAUCAGCGGGUUCUGGUCGGAUGAUUUUUCACAGAGUUAUGGCCCUUUGAGAUUUUCCAUAAAAAAUUCUUGUCCCCCCAAAUACUGUGCCCUCAAGACGCUUUCUUUUAUCUGAAAAAUAUAUAGUGCAAUAUUGUGACAAAAAAAACCUUUGGGGAGCAUCAAUUGUCUGCGACGGUUUCUUGUUUUAUGGUAUAUGUUCUUGUUCUGAACCUUUUAGCAAUGCAGUCAGCACAGGCUUAUAAGAGACUAAACAUUCCACUUAGAAUAGAAUAUUUCUUUUAGAAAACGUCUCUUCUGAACAAAAAUCCUGUCUAGGCAUUAAUGGUCUGAUGAGCCUGUGCGGACGGUACAGACUCAUCUGUGAAUUUUUUUUAAUCCAGAUGCAUUAAGUCAGGUUUUCUCAAAGACCAGCUCAUAAUAUUACUAUUGACAACAUUCCUGAAUGUUUUUUAAUUUUACUAGGCUGGGAGACAGUUUAUCCUUGUUAAUUAUGAUUCCCUAUUGCUAUUUUAUUCUCUGGAUGUUAUACAACCUGAAACAAGAAAUUGCAUAGUUUAGAAUAUUUGACUUUUAGGCUUGUGAAUUGCAACCAUUGACAAAUCUAUUAACAUAAUGAUUCAUACUCUUGAGAAUUGCAUCAUGGUUUAUUGAGCUGCUUCACACUUAUUUAGGUGUUGUUUCAUACGCGGCCAGCAAAGCUCAAGACUAGCCGGCAAAGUUUGGUCAAGAGCUACCUGCUAAUAAGACCACAAAACAUUGACAUUAUAGCAGACAGCAUAGCUCCUGACCAGAUUGCGUAAUUGCAUUUUCGCAUAACAUGGACCAAAUGUUUUUUUUAGCUCAGCUGUAUUCGGAGAAAACCCGAGGUAUUGUCAUAGCCAGCUUGGUGUCUGCGGUCCGCUGUCCGCGUCGUGCUAAAACCUUGACAUUUUUCUCUACAAUCAAAUUGCUUCCACCUACAUCUUUGUAACUUCAUUAUGUAGAUGCACCUUGAUGAGUUCUACAUGCAACAUUUUUAGGUCACUAGGUCAAAGGUCAAGAUCACUGUGACCUCUUAAAAAAUUAAUUCUGGCAAGCUUUCAUUUAUUCAAAACUGCACUCGCAGCCGAAUGUUGGCACCCGUUAUGCGGUGCUCUUGUUUACAGUUAUAUUGAUCAAAUGGCCAUGACAUUGAAGUAAAUCUUAAGCUCUGUGUAACAAUUCAUGGGAUCUUAAAUAACAACUCAAAUGUCAAUUAGAACAUACAGUGAAAUUGUCAAUUUGCUAUGUUUGUAUCGGACUUUGAAUUGUCUCAUUAUACUUAUGUAAAUGCAAGUAGUUGAGAUCUGUAAAACAAAUUUGUCAAUAUAUACAAAUAUUAUUGAUUACCACAACUAAUAGAAAAGCUAAUAUUUUAAGGGUUGAAUAAUUAUUGUAUGUUUAAAGAAUUGGGAAAAAUAUAAUACAUUAAUCAUUAUGUGUAAGUGUCGCACAGCACAGACUGUCAUUGCAAUCCUGUCAAGAUAGACAGUUGAUGCUAUUAGCAAUAUUUUGUUUAUAAAUUUGUUACCAAAAAUAUGUUAUAUUAAAUAGCAAUAAAAGAUUAGAAAUUU